Molecule: messenger RNA, 1334 nt
Organism: Brassica oleracea var. oleracea
Lineage: Eukaryota; Viridiplantae; Streptophyta; Magnoliopsida; Brassicales; Brassicaceae
Product: DNA repair protein RAD51 homolog 1
Exons: 9
Coding region: 100-1128 (342 amino acids)
Biological process (GO): chromosome organization involved in meiotic cell cycle; mitotic recombination; DNA strand invasion
Cellular component (GO): condensed nuclear chromosome
Molecular function (GO): ATP hydrolysis activity; ATP-dependent DNA damage sensor activity; double-stranded DNA binding
Source: RefSeq, a predicted model, not a curated record
UUCAUUUUCACAAUUUCGCCAUUUCCCUCCACUCAGAAAAAUCUCCUUUUGCUCCCUCUCGCUUUCUCCGGUGCUACGAAUCCGUUCUGAUCGAGAGCAAUGACGACAAUGGAGCAGCGUAGAAACCAAAACACUGUUCAGCAACAAGACGAUGAAGAGACCCAGCACGGCCCUUUCCCCGUCGAACAGCUUCAGGCGGCAGGUAUAGCUUCUGUUGAUGUGAAGAAGCUUAGGGACGCUGGUCUCUGCACUGUUGAAGGUGUUGCAUAUACUCCGAGGAAAGAUCUCUUGCAGAUUAAAGGAAUCAGUGAUGCUAAAGUUGACAAAAUCGUUGAAGCAGCUUCGAAGCUGGUUCCUCUGGGUUUCACUAGUGCUAGCCAGCUCCAUGCCCAGAGACAGGAGAUCAUUCAGAUUACAUCUGGAUCACGGGAGCUCGACAAAGUACUUGAAGGAGGAAUUGAAACCGGAUCCAUCACUGAGUUGUAUGGUGAGUUCCGCUCUGGGAAGACUCAGUUGUGCCAUACACUGUGUGUAACUUGCCAACUUCCCAUGGAUCAAGGAGGUGGAGAGGGAAAGGCGAUGUACAUUGAUGCCGAGGGAACAUUCAGGCCGCAAAGACUAUUACAGAUAGCUGACAGGUUUGGACUUAAUGGAGCUGAUGUUCUUGAAAACGUUGCUUAUGCGAGGGCGUAUAAUACUGACCAUCAGUCAAGGCUUCUGCUUGAAGCAGCAUCUAUGAUGGUUGAAACAAGGUUUGCUCUCAUGAUUGUGGAUAGUGCUACCGCUCUCUACAGGACAGAUUUCUCUGGAAGGGGAGAGCUUUCGGCUCGACAAAUGCAUCUUGCAAAGUUCUUGAGAAGUCUUCAGAAAUUAGCAGAUGAGUUUGGUGUGGCUGUUGUUAUAACGAACCAAGUAGUUGCGCAAGUAGAUGGUUCUGCUCUUUUUGCUGGUCCACAGUUUAAGCCGAUUGGUGGGAAUAUCAUGGCUCAUGCCACCACAACAAGGCUGGCAUUGAGGAAAGGAAGAGCAGAGGAGAGAAUCUGCAAAGUGAUAAGCUCGCCAUGCUUGCCUGAAGCAGAAGCUCGUUUUCAAAUAUCUACAGAAGGUGUAACAGAUUGCAAGGACUGAUUGUUUUGCCCUUGGUUCUCUGCCCUUUUCCAAUCCUCUUCACUUGUAGUAAUGUCAAGAAACCUUUUUUUAUCUUUUGUUUCUCGUCACUGUGGAUCAAGAAGAGAUUGCGUAAGCAUAAAAAGUAGUGACGAGUGAGUAAAAAAUAGAUUUGUAAGUAGGAGUAAUCACGGUAAUGAAAGUUGCUACCUGUUGUUGUACCCAGC